AAUCACUUUGAGCACUUGUUCACUCAGUUCAGUCCCGCAGUUCCGUUCAAGAUGAGUCUUCUUAGCGCUCUGAGGAGCGGCAUCGAAAUCGUCGACGAUUCCGUAUCGUCCCGGGACCUAGUCAACCGACUGGUCGACUUGGGACCACAGGAAGAACCGCUGCAUCUGACCGAACUGGACACACUGGUAAAGCGACACUACGAAUGGAUGCAGUAUUUGCCCCGGGUUGAUACGUACUAUGCAGUCAAGAGCAACGACGAAGCGUCCCUGGUAGCGGCAACGGUUCUGCUGGGAUGCGGAUUCGAUUGUGCCUCGAUGGCAGAAGUUCGUCGAAUAUUGGAUCUCGGAGUCGAUCCCAAGAAGAUCAUCUUUGCACAACCGCAUAAGACAAUCGCUUCGUUGAAGUUAGCCAGCGAGAACAAUGUACGGACGGUGUUUGAUUCCGAAACGGAACUGCAGAAGAUUCGCCAAUACUAUCCGGAAGCAGAAGUACUCAUCCGCUACCGAUUUGAUUCUAAAAAGGCGAAGAUCGCUUUGGGGUCGAAGUUUGGCUGUGAACCCGACAAGGAAUCUCGCAAACUACUUGACCUGGCAAAGGAGUUGGGUGUCAACGUGGUUGGUUGGUGCUUCAAUGUUGGUUCGGGAUGUAGCGAUAUGGACAUCUUCUAUGACGCCAUCAAAAAAGGGCGUGAAAUCCACGAUUACGCUUCUUCAAUCGGGUUCAACUUCAAGAUGAUUGAUCUUGGUGGUGGAUUCUUUGGCGACAAGGACUGUGGGAUAGCUCCCUAUGCGGAACACAUAAACCGGGCCUUGAAAGAAUUCUACCCUGAAGAGGAAGGUAUCUACGUUUUUGCCGAACCGGGUAGAUUCUACUGCGCAGCGGCUGUCACGGCUGUCAUUCCCGUUCAUGGUAAACGUGUCUUCUGGAACGAGAAAGAUCCUCUGAAAAUUGAACACAUUUUCUACUACUUCAACGAUGGAAUGUACGGUACAUUCUACAGUGCCAAGUAUCGUAACAUGCCGGUGGAUCCAAUAGUUUGGAAAUCCAGAGGUAACGAUGAAUCGACCUACAAGACUUCACUGUUCGGUCCCACUUGCGAUGGGAGCGACUUUUUCGCAAAAGAUAUCGACCUUCCGGAGCUGCAAGUCUCGGACUUUGUGGUAUUCGAAAAUCAGGGAGCCUACACGAGGGUCCAUUCGUGUCGAUUCAAUGGAUUCUGUUUGCCGAAGGUGCUGAACUUCAUGCGGAAGAGUACAUGGCAACUUUUUGAGGAAAUUUCAACCUCUUCGAAUCCAACGCAAGUCGUUCAGAACUCAACAUAUCUACGAUGCAACAACAAAAUUGAACAUCUUACCUUUAGACAGUAUUGA
Ochlerotatus camptorhynchus is the source of this 1371-nucleotide messenger RNA. RefSeq names its product ornithine decarboxylase-like. Bases 52 to 1371 code for a protein of 439 amino acids. Gene Ontology annotation, molecular function: ornithine decarboxylase activity. The record is from RefSeq and is a predicted model, not a curated record. Gene Ontology annotation, cellular component: cytoplasm. NCBI's taxonomy places the organism in Eukaryota, Metazoa, Arthropoda, Insecta, Diptera, Culicidae. The transcript has 3 exons.